Molecule: messenger RNA, 2081 nt
Organism: Aphanomyces astaci
Lineage: Eukaryota; Oomycota; Saprolegniomycetes; Saprolegniales; Verrucalvaceae
Exons: 5
Coding region: 11-1939 (642 amino acids)
Cellular component (GO): mitochondrion
Molecular function (GO): molybdopterin cofactor binding; molybdenum ion binding; heme binding
Source: RefSeq, a predicted model, not a curated record
CGUCAACUCCAUGUGGCGCAUCAAGACUCUGCGCCAGUCGGCGGCCGCCGCCUGCCACACCCUGCGACAUGGAAAGUCGACGAAGAUCAUGCGUCCAUCCAUGUCUUCGUGUCGUCACCUGCACAGCCAAAAGGCCGCGGUCGUUUCGUGUAUGGAGAAGCAGGAGUGGCCCCACCACGCCAGCCAGAGCAUGACGACGCUGGCUGCGUUCGGCCUUGGAGCGUUGACUCUGACAACAGUGACCUACAUGCAAGCAGCGCCUGGUGCAUCAGACAUUCCAUUGAAGGAAGAGAAUGCCGAACCUGGGAAGGUCGUGCCUGGCGCGUUCAAGCCAGACCUUCCCACGUACACCCUCGCCGAUGUGGCGUCGCACGUGAGCACCAAAGGCGGCGGGGUGUGGGUCGUGUACAAGAGCGGCGUGUACGACGUGUCCAAGUUCAUUGGCAAGCAUCCCGGUGGCUCCAAGAUCCUUCUCGCCGCGGGCAAGUCCAUCGAGCCGUUUUGGCAGAUCUAUGCCGCGCACAACCACGCGGACGUGCAUGUCAUCCUCGAGGGUCUGCGCGUAGGCAACUUGGACCCGGCCGACGUCCAGGCACUCGAGGAAGAGCGGCUCAAGAAGUACGGCGACGGGCCGUACGCCAACGACCCUGAGCGCAACCCACUGUUCAAAGUCAACGCCAGCCAACCAUUCAAUGCCGAACCCCCCGCGGAGCUCCUGACCGAGUCCUUCAUCACCCCCAACGACCUCUUCUUCGUGCGCAACCAUCUGCCCGUGCCCGACAUCGACGCAUCCACAUUCAAGCUCGAGAUUGCUGGGCUGGGCGUUCGAUCCGGCAACCCCGACCAGCCCAACACGGUGGCGUUUACAUUGGACGAGCUCAAGAAAACGUUCAACGAGCACACGAUUGUGACCACGCUUCAAUGCGCCGGCAACCGCCGCGCCGAGAUGUCUGCCGUCAAGCCGGUCAAAGGGCUCAGCUGGGACACAACGGCUGUUUCGACGGCCACGUGGACGGGCGUGCUGCUGUCAGAAGUUCUGGCGUACAUUGGCGUGUCGGAGGAGCAGCACUGCCGCGCCUUCCCAUCUGCCUGCCCCACUUGCGCCAACCUCCCCCUAACCAACGAUUAUCCUUCGGAAUGCUCGUCGACUAUUGAACACUGUCAUCUUGAAGGCCUGGACAAGGACGUUACGGGGCAGAGCUACGGCGCGUCCAUUCCCAUCUCAACCGCGUUGGAUCCGCGCAAAGAUGUGUUGCUGGCGUACAGCAUGAAUGGGGAACCGAUUCCGCGAGACCAUGGCUUCCCCCUACGAGCGAUUGUACCUGGAACUGUCGGCGCCCGCAACGUCAAGUUCCUCGGACGUAUUGUGCUCUCUCAUGAAGAGUACCCGGGCUUCUGGCAGCAGAAGGACUACCGCGGGUUCUCGCCCAUGAUCGACUACGCAACCCCCGACUUUUCCAAGUAUGCAGGCCCGAGCAUCCAGGAACUCCCGGUACAGUCGGCCAUCACAGAGCCCAAGCCAAAUGCAACGUGGCCGCCCGAGGGCUCGGAAGAAGCCGACGUCAUGACGAUCAAGGGAUAUGCAUGGAGCGGCGGGGGGCGCAACAUCAUCCGCGUGGACGUGUCGUUGGAUGGCGGCGCCACGUGGCAAGAAGCGGCGCUGGAUCCAUUGGGCGUGCGACAAAAGUAUAACCGCGCAUGGGCAUGGACGCCGUGGUCGCUGGACGUGGACAUCGCCGACCAUAUGACCGACGUCAAGUUGGUGUGCAAAGCAGUCGACUCGUCGUACAACGUCCAGCCAGACUCGAUCGCUCCCAUUUGGAACAUGCGCGGCGUGCUCAACAACGCGUGGCAUCGCGUGGACGUGGCGAUUCAAAAGCCACCGCCUUCAUCAGGUGACGACGACGAGGAUGACGAAGAUGUCGAAGGGGACAAGUAGGAAUUCGAUCGCGACGACACGUACAAAGAAGUACAGUGGACGACUUGUAAUGACAACACGGGUGCACAUAGCAUGUCCAGUGCAUCCUAUAUAACAACAUGACAUCGUGGACGUACCGCAUUGGUUGAUGAACCACGCUUGG